Molecule: messenger RNA, 2221 nt
Organism: Phoenix dactylifera (date palm)
Lineage: Eukaryota; Viridiplantae; Streptophyta; Magnoliopsida; Arecales; Arecaceae
Product: gibberellin receptor GID1C-like
Biological process (GO): positive regulation of gibberellic acid mediated signaling pathway; floral organ morphogenesis; raffinose family oligosaccharide biosynthetic process
Cellular component (GO): nucleus; cytoplasm
Molecular function (GO): gibberellin binding; hydrolase activity
Source: RefSeq, a predicted model, not a curated record
UCCUCUCUCUCUCUAUCUCUCCCUCUACCCUCGUUCUCUGUCCCUUUGCGUUUGACUCCUCUCCUCCGCCCUUUUCCCUCUCUGCCUCGCGUGCUCUUCUCUCCCUUCUCCUUCUUUUUAUCCGUGUUCUCCUCCCCUCACUCUCCCUCCCAUCGCUCUCUCUGUCUCUCGUCUCUCUGGCGAUUCCCGUGAGUUCCUCUCCCUUUCCCCUGUGCUGGGAUCCUUAAAGGCCGCUGCUUUCCGCGAGGUUGGUCUUGGAAACGAGGAGUAUUCGAUGAAGAAGAGGUGCCUUGCCUGAGAUAGAGAGAGAUAUGGUGGGGUUUCGACUUCUAGAGCCCGUUUCAUUAGUAAAGGCGCCACCUUUCUUUGGUUUUGCUGCUCUUCUCCUCUUUCUCUUCUUGUAGCUCUAUUUAAGUCCCGUUUCCCCAUGGCUGGAAGCAACGAGGUUAACGCUAACGAAUGCAAGAUGGUGGUUCCCCUCAACACAUGGGUCCUCAUCUCCAACUUCAAGCUGGCUUACAACAUGCUCCGCCGCCCCGACGGCACCUUCGACCGCCACCUUGCUGAAUUCCUUGAUCGCAAGGUCCCUGCCAAUGUCUUCCCUGUUAAUGGUGUAAUCUCUUUUGACCUCCUUAUUGAUCGCGUAACGAAUCUCCUUGCCCGCAUCUACCGCCCUUCUCCCCCUACUCCCUCUGACUCCCAGAGACCAUCCCUCCAUGCUGACCUCCAAUCCCCCCCAUCCCCUGACCCUUUCCCUGUCAUCAUCUUCUUCCAUGGUGGCAGCUUCGCCCACUCGUCGUCCAAUAGCGCCAUCUAUGACUCCCUUUGCCGCCGCUUUGUCUCCCUCUGCGGUGCUGUUGUCAUAUCCGUGAACUACCGCCGAUCACCGGAGCACCGGUAUCCCUCUGCCUAUGAUGAUGGGUGGACUGCCCUUAAAUGGGCCUCCUCCGAGCCGUGGCUCCACAGUGGUAAGGAUGCCAAGCUUCGGGUUUUCCUCUCAGGGGAUAGCUCUGGCGGGAACAUCGCACACCACGUCGCCGUGAGGGCUGCCGAAUCGGGAAUUGAGGUCUCUGGGAACAUUCUCCUCAACCCCAUGUUUGGUGGAAACCAACGGACCGAAUCGGAGAAGAGAUUGGAUGGGAAGUACUUUGUCACGGUUCAGGACAGGUACUGGUAUUGGAAGGCAUUCCUCCCUGAGGGGGCGGAUAGAGACCACCCUGCUUGCAAUCCCUUUGGUCCCAAUGGAAUGAAGCUCGAAGAGUUACCAUUCACAAAAAGCCUUGUGAUAGUGGCAGGAUUGGAUCUUACCCAGGAUUGGCAGCUGGCUUAUGCCGAAGGGCUCAAGAAGGCUGGCCAUGAUGUCAAGCUUGUCCAUCGUGAGCAGGCCACUGUUGGGUUCUACUUCUUGCCUAACACAGACCAUUUCUAUGAAGUAAUGGAGGAGAUAAAGAACUUCGUCAGUUCUAACUGUUAGUAAAUACAAGGCUCUUCAUACCUUACCUAUAGAUACGUAGAUAUAUCUAUCUAUCUAUAUAUAUAUAUAUAUAUCAGAAGCUUGACUUAUAUUACUCAGGGCUUUGUUUAGUUCUACGCAGUACAAUGGGUGAUGUAGUGCAGCUUAUGAGAUUCCUGAUUCCUGUAUGAGACUCCUGCUAUCUCUGCUGCUUCUUCUGCUUUCUUACUGUGGCUAGAGGCAUGCACGCAUGUGAUUCCAGAGAAGUCAGCUAUGCUUGCUUGGAAUUGUUUGGUUUGAUUUUGGUUUUGUGGGUGGACAAAAGUUGCUUGCAUUUGAGGAUGAGGAGAAACUCACUAAACUGUUGUCUGAAUUCUGAAUUACACGUGACUUGGUUUGUGAAAGAAGUGUUCUUUUUGACCUUUAUACUAACAGUCUUCAGUUGUGUUUGAUCCAAUUCCACGAAUAUGGUGAGGUUGGAAGAUGCUUCUGAAACAACAGGUGACUUGGUCUGUGGAAGAAACAAGGGGUUUUCUUCCGCCGACCGACUGUUUCUCCGGUGGUAUCUGUUCGAUGCCAUGUGUAUAGUAGAAUUCAGGAAGCUGGAGCAGAUCCUGAAUCUGGUUAGCGUUUGGUGGGAAUGAAUUGGGUACCCGGCUAAAGUUGUAAUCGUGUUAAUUAUAGCAACAUGGUGAACACUCCAUGGUGUUAUUAUGUUAUACUCUUUGGGAUUCUAGUAAUAUAAAGAUGCCCCAUUUUUCUUUUCAA